This is a messenger RNA of Ostrea edulis (European flat oyster), 1428 nucleotides long. RefSeq names its product proton-coupled folate transporter-like. Bases 1 to 1428 code for a protein of 475 amino acids. Gene Ontology annotation, biological process: transmembrane transport. The transcript is spliced from 2 exons. Lineage: Eukaryota; Metazoa; Mollusca; Bivalvia; Ostreida; Ostreidae. Gene Ontology annotation, molecular function: transmembrane transporter activity. The record is from RefSeq and is a predicted model, not a curated record. Gene Ontology annotation, cellular component: membrane.
AUGACGUUGUCCAUACAGCUCACAGAAUUUUCAGUGAACAUGUCUUCGAGUGUCUUUAAUUUGCUUGUAGUGAAUAUUAUCUUCUUCGUUUACAAAAUUGGCGAAUCCAUGUUGGAUACGACAACAAAGCCUUAUCUCGUCAGUGCAGUCUGUUAUGAACUAAUCUCAUACAAAGCACAUGGAAAUCAGACGAUGUGCACCGACUUCGAGGCUACACCUGAACUUGAAGAUCACAUGCAGAGGCUUUCCGGAAAUUAUCUGAUUUACCACCGAUUAGUUUUGAAUAUUCCCGCCAUACCGCUUGCACUUCUGUGUGGGUCAUACAGUGAUAGAUAUGGAAGAAAAAUACCCAUCUUUCUGCCAAGUCUCGGUAGUGUCUUUGCGGUGAUGUUUUAUAUAUUGAGCGAUUUGGUGCCGAUGUACAGGAUAUCUUUGAUAUACUGUGGUCUUGCACUACAGGGUCUUUUCGGUAAGAGCUCUGUAAUCACAAUGGCAGUAAACAGCAUCGUUUGUGAUCUUUCCAACUCAUACAAUCGUACUAAAAACAUGGGCAUACUCUUAUCCGUCAAUUUCAUCGGAGUGUGUAUAGGCUCGCUGCUCUCUGGUUUGGUGCAGGACGUAUUUGAUCUCAGCAUAACAUUUUUGAGCGCCACGAUCUUUCACGGAGCCUCAAUUCUGUUUACAAUCGUUCUACUCGACGAAACAGUAGAACAGAAACACGAGUUGAAGUCAAAGGCUACAAAAUGUGAAUUGUGUGAAGUAUUCCGACCUUCCAAUCUUAUGGACGCUCUACAAGUUAUCAUCAAACCUCGCUUUAUGAACAAUAGAAGAAUCAUUAUCUUACUUUUGGUUAUUUCCCUCGUGACUCAAACCUGUAGGGCAGGAGAAGCAGACGUUAAUCUUCUUUUUAUUACAAGAAGUCCCCUUAACUGGCCAAAGUCUUGGUAUGGCUACCUCGUGGCUUUAGAAUAUUCUGUCAAAGGCCUUGGUUUGUUUCUACUGCCAGUGUUCUCAAAUUAUCUCAUGCUUUCGGAUGCCACGAUUAUACUGUUAGGAAUUGUGUGUAAAUUGAUUCGUUUGAUGUGGGCGGGGUUUUGUAACGCCUCCUGGAUGGUCUUUGUGUCGGUUGCUAUUGGAUCCAUGGCUGGUAUGAUAACUUCCGCUCUUCGUUCAUUGAUCAGCAAAAUGGUUGACACUGAUGAAGCGGGGAAAAUGUUUGCAAUUUUAUCAGUGGCCGAGACUUCUUCUAAAUUCUUAGGGUCACUAAUAUUCUUGAAUAUUUAUAGUUUCACUGCACACAUUUUCCCUGGAACAGCCUUUCUGGUAGAAUCAUUUAUAUACUGUUGUUUGUUAUUGGCUCUCAUCACUGUAUUCAAACCUCUGAGAACUGUACAGUCAACUGAUUCACAUUAUGUGAUUCUGAAGUAG